GCCAUGAGAGGUGUGUCCAUGUAGAUGAGUAAAUAAAUCUGCAUCUUAAGUGGCGUGUCGCGUUAACUUAACGUCUAUCGGCGUGUGGCGUUAUAUUAACGCGUGGUGGCGUCUGGCGUUUACUUAUCGCGUAACGGCGCUUAUUUAACACCUGGCGGCGUUAUGAAAACGGCGUUUUAAAAUUAAUACGGCGUUGAAAAGCACGCGUUUUCUGGUCCACUUGGCUUUCCAUAAGUCACAGCUCGUUUGUUGAAACGCAAAGUUUGGUCGUGUGACCUGUGAGGAGGGCUGGUCUUGAAUAAAUCUCUACUUUGACGAGCCUCUUCUGACUCUUGUGUUACAGACCGGAGCGCUGCAUUGUUAAUUUUUCCUGCAAAUCAUCGGAGAUUAAAAUAUGGGAAAGGUUGCCCGGGACUUCAGUUCUUUUUGAGAAGAAUUUCAAGUCAUCUUUCGGACUUCAUUAAAGAAGAAAACACUUUUCGUCUGAGCGGACAAGUAAACGUUUAUUUCCAUGCAUCAAUUCAUUGCAUAAUUUAAGGACGAGAAGCGUUAACCAUCGAUGAACCGGAUACCAUCCAUAAAAUUGACCAGAUGCCAAGGUUAGCGUAAAUCCUAAAUUGCCAUCCCACACUAUAAUUAAACAACGCCGUGCAUCAGCUGUUUGUGUCCGAUAGACGCUUCAGUAGAUUGUUGAACUCACGAGCUCGUGGACGACAUUGGUAUUGUGCUUGUUGCUAUACAUUUGCUGACGUUUCACGGGAUUAUAUGUUGAAUAAAAAUCUCUGGAUGGACGGAACCGACUAUAUGCCGUGUCGUGUGGAUUACUGAGAGAGAGUCACGCGUGGGAAUCGAGACACCUGACACCUGAUACCUGUAACUUUUCUCUCUCGAAAGCUCUUCAUUGCGCUUUUGGUCGCUUGUUGACACGGUGUUUUUUUUUUUCUUUUGUAUUAUUAAACUCUUAACUGGUUUGGUAUAAUGGUCAUGAUAGCUGUAGAUAAAGUUCACCAGCAUCACAGUCCGACAGAUUCUCGCUGGGAAUUCGCCUCUGGACUGUAGACGUCGGUCAAGAGAUAUUUUGGAGGAGCGCUGUUGUUUAUCAUCACAAACGGGAUUUAUUCAUGGAAACUACGAUGUCCGUUAUACGCUCUUGGUUGGAAACUCUGUUGCUGUAUAUGUUCAUUUCAGAUGUUGCUGGUAAAGUUUCCCCUACCAGUUCAGAUGCCCUCUUCAGUUUCCCGGUUACUAGUACCACCUCCAGCCCACCAGAAGUUUACCUCCCUGCCAACUUUAAGCUCUCCAACACACAGUUGGCCUUCUUUCUCCAAGAAACACGAGUUCCACCAUAUGGCAGCCAACGUGGACACCCUCUUCAGCGUUCAGAAAGCUUUGUGGUCUUUCAGACCAAGGAGCUGCCUUCAAUCAACAUCUCACUUGGACCUUUCACCCAAGACCAGAUACUGUCCAAGGACCUACUGCAGCCGUCAAGUCCUUUGGACAUUCCUGGACGGGUGACAGUCAACUGGAAGGUCCGGGCGUUUAUUGUACAAUCUAGAGUUUUUGCUAGUAACCCAUUGGUUCAGGUGCUGUUCUAUAUAGCAGGACGGGACUGGGAUGACUUCAAGAUUCAGGAUAAGCUUCCAUGUGUGAGGCUGCAUGCUUUUAGAGAUGUUCGGGAGAUCAAAACUUCCUGCAGGCUUCAAGGGAAUCUGGCGCAGUGCUUGGCCCAACUGGAUCUCCCUUCCACAUGGUUUAAUGUUAAUGUAGCACCACUGGGUCGCAGAAAGUUCUCUGGGACGGAUGGGCUUGAGUUAAGUGGAGAGACCCUUCAGGUAGAGCUUUACUAUACCCUCCAUGAUCCAGAUAGCAAUGAUGAAUGUGGGGAAAGCUACCCACGCCAAGGAGGGGCAUCCAGAGGGGAGAGCUCAUCCCAACAACCCCUUCUCCGUAUUGGGAGCAUCAGUUUGUAUCAGCCCAGUCAGGAACAACUAGUUGUAGACAAACAGCUUGACAAGAACCUCUUUUUGAGGCUACCAGAGAGGCCAUUAAAGCCAGGAGAGACCCUCAACAUCUACCUGCUUCUGGUCCCAAAUUCUACUGUGGAGCAGUUUACACUCAAGGUUAAAGCAAAGAAAGGUGUGAACCUUCUUAGCACUAAGUCGAGGAGUAACCAGUGGAAGGUUGAAUGGGAUGUGCAGUCCGGAGCCAAACACUCCAUUGCAACCGUGGAAGCCAGUAAGAUCAAAGGAGUCCCUGGGGACAUGGCUGCCAGUAUCGAAAUUAUGCAGCUAGACUUUGAGAUGGAGAACUUCACCAGCCAAUCAGUCACCAGAAGAAUCAACUGGAAUAUUGAUUACCGGGGCCAGAAUCCAGCCUCGGAUGCAGAGAAGGUGGUCACAGAGCUGACGGUGGUGCAGAAGGACAUUCAAGCCAUCAUUCCACUUUCAAUGGACACUGAGAUUAUCAACACGGCAGUUCUUACUGGCCGAACUGUGGCCAUCCCUGUCAAGGUGGUUUCCAUAGAACUGAAUGGAGCGGUCACUGAUGUGUCAUCCUCUGUGCAGUGCAAGUCAUUCAGUGAGGACACUGUCAAGGUGUCCAUGAACUGUGACUAUGUGUUUGUGAAUGGAAAAGAGACGCGUGGCUCCAUGAACGCUCGAGUCAUUUUCAGCUAUGAGCACCUGAGUGCCCCUCUUGAGCUCACAGUCUGGGUGCCCAAACUGCCCCUUAAAGUGGAGCUCUCAGACAACAAACUGAGCUUCAUCAAGGGCUGGAGGGUGCCCAUCCUACCCGACCGCAGAACUGCCAGAGACAGCGAUGACGAUGAUGAUGAUGACCGUAAAGUGAGCCGGGGAUGUACACUUCAGUACCAGAGAGCUCAGGUUAAGGUUCUGACCCAGUUCCACACAACCUCUACUGAAGGCACAAACCAGAUGAUCACUAUGCUCGGUCCUGACUGGCAAGUGGAUGUGACAGAGCUGGUGCAAGACUCUCUGAAGGUGGUGGACGCCAGGGUGGCUGAGUUGGUGGACAGGACGGUGCUAGUGGCCAACGAGCUUGGAUCAUCAGCUCUGAAGGUUGAAUCCCCACUGGCAGUGGAGGCGGUACUGGGUGAAACACAGUUCUCUGUGGUAGACGAGAAAGUGUCUAUAGUGGAGUUACGAGUCCAUGCCAUCUCGGGACUGGCACUUAAUCUUCAACCAAGCCCUGGAAACAGCCAUACUAUGGUUGCCAAGGCAACUGGUGUACAGACUCUCUCCACUCUUAAGCAGGAGGCCAGUUUGUCCAUCUGGGUUUACUACAGUGACAAUACCGCCGCCCCCCUGAGUAUGUACGACCCUAAAGACUACAACCUCAAUGCCACCACAGCAGAUGAUAAGGUGGUUACGGUGGCUCAUCAGCCCCAGCAACGGUGGCCAGUCAUCGUGGCCGAAGGUGAGGGCUCAGGAGAAGUAGUGCAUGUGGAGAUGACCAUCUGUGAAACCUGCCAGAAGACUAAACGAAAGAGUGUCAUUGCUAUGUCUCCCGUGUUCAUCAAAGUCCGCUUUGGACUGGAUGAAGACUCUGAGGAGGAAGUGGAUACAGAAACUGAAAUAGACACUCGAAUUCCUGCCAACACAAGAAGGCCCGCUAUUGAUUCCAGCGUAGGUGGUGGAGGGUAUGAGCCAUCUAACGAGCAGCCUGCAAGUGUGCCCAUUGAUUACACCAACUUUCCUACUAUAAGCAAUCCGGAAGAACCAACCGAAGAAGACGAGGAGGAUGAUGAGUUUGUGCACAGUCCCCGUAGCAUGACUGACCUGGAAAUCGGCAUGUAUGCUCUUCUUGGGGUGUUUUGCCUUGCCAUACUGGUCUUUCUUAUAAACUGUAUUGUAUUUGUGUUGAAGUAUCGCCAUAAGCGCAUCCCUCCUGAAGGCCAAGCCAACAUGGACCAUUCCCACCACUGGGUGUUCUUGGGUAACGGGGAACCCCUCCGCACUCAGAAUGAUCUCUCGCCUCAGACAGUGGAAAGCCCCAGCAACACCUUGGAGGGGGUACAGACUUGCUGUCAUGGGGACCACCACAGCAGCGGCAGCUCCCAAACAAGUGUACAAAGCCAAGUCCAUGGACGAGGAGAUGGCAGCUCCGGAGGUUCAACCAAAGACCAUGGAGAAGACGCCAGCUCUCCGACCUCCAAACGCAAGCGUGUCAAGUUUACCACCUUUACCCAUCCCAAAGAGGAUUUACCCUACAACUCCAUCCCCAUUGCCAAUGAAGAGGACAUUCAGUGGGUAUGCCAAGACAUGGGCUUUCAGGACCCAGAGGAACUGCAUGACUACAUGCGCAGGAUAAAGGAAAUAGCCUGAUAUGGCUAUGUGCUUUCUAAAGACAUUCCUUUCUACUUUUCUCUCUUAAUUUUCACUCUAGAGGAGGUACAUUUGACAAGAAAAACAACCAAGGCCUAGUGUCCAGUUUUGUUGGGGUUUUCUGCACAGUGCUGUUUCCCUUACACAUUGACACUUGUACAAACAAAAAAAUAUUAAUGACGCUGCCAGGGAAGCCAAAGACGAGUUGGGAUUCUAGCAAAAAUGGCUGUAGCAGUGUAUGAUUGCUGCUCAGUAGAAGGGUGACUAUACAAUCUUUAAAGGAUAUCCAAAUGGAUUCCUCAAGUACUCAAUCAUGUAUGGGUCACCCUACUGUGGAUAGGAUCUUUCUCAGAGGAAUGCCUGGAGUCUUGGCACUGUGUCCAUUCUUCUUCUUCUUCUUCUUCUCUCUCUUUUUUUUUUUUUAAUUCAACAGAUUCUUCUAACAAAGAGGCCUUUGAAGUGCAGAUUCUACUUUUGUCCCAAAUUUGUUUUUGAGAUGGAUCAUUUUCUCGCCAUAGUUGAUAAACCUGACACUUAGCCACCGAAACUGUCAGGGACGUUCGUGAGAACGUGCCAUGGAUUCUUUGUCAGUGUUGUAAAUGUUGAAUGGUUUUAUCCUCCUGCCCCUCUUUUCAGCAUUAUCUUGGUUCAACACAUGCCUUGGUUGCUGAAUUAGUUUUUCAUCUGUCUUUGGUAAUUCAUAGUCAUUCUCAAUAUGGAUGCCACCUUUGCUUCUCUCACUGUCUUGGUUAAGUCUAAUGCCUUAUUAAACGGAUCUCAAUAGUAACAGCCGCAUUCUGUGCUGACACCACAUUUGUUCCCAUUGUUAAGGGCCAAUGCAGGAGCAACUCUGCAGAUGUCUGUAUCUCAAUUAAAUUUGUGUUGGCACAGGAAAGGCAGGAGCUUGAACAUUGUGGAGCUAGAUAUCUUCUCCAACAUUCCUCUGCAUGAAUGGAGACUUGCAGGCACAAUUAGCGCUAUUUUUUUUUUUUUUUUUCGUUUUUUACUUUGUAUAUGUUAGUAUUGUGAGAAUUAUCUAAUCACACAUGAAAUUAUAAUAGAAUACAUAUCAUGUUACCAUGCAUUACAUGCAUGUGCCAGACCCUCCCUUCUGUGUACAAACCAUGUUCAGUACAUAACGACUGCAGAAGCUUAACUCUUGAUUACUCCAUUAGCCUGAGGAAUAGGGGAGGCAGAUGCCAUACAGGGACUCGGCAGGCAGAUACUUGAAUUUCAGUGAGGCUUUCUUUUCUUUUUCUCUUUUUCUGUAUCUUUACUGAUCUCACCGUGAAUUCCCAUCCAGGCGGUAAUAGAGUUAAGAUCUCUGGUAAGGAUAAAAUGCUAUGCAAACACACUACAUUUGUUAAUAUACCAAGAAAUAUCUCAAAACUAGUUUUAACAUCUGCCACAAUGUAAACUGCAGGUUUUGAGAUUUAUUUCUUUGAACAAGAUACUUUGAAUUUUGAACUCUGAAGCUCACUAAAGCUUUUUCAAAGAAAACACCACAAAAUGUGGUAGCACAGUAGAUCAAGCCCAAAACAUUCAACAUUUAGUAGUUUAGAAAGGGGUAAGCUGGUAAUGAUUCUGAAAGCUUUUUUGGAGCAGUGCACCAAAAACGGAAAAAAAAUGAUAGCUGUAUUGUUGUUGACCUAUCACAGGUUAGUUUCAGGGUUACAGUCCCCCAGUUUCUUCAGGACACCUAAAGUCAAACUCUGUAUUAAAGGUUUAUUUCCCCACUGUGCUGUAUUUGUAACAUGCAGAAUUAAUGCAUGACUUUGUUUUAAUAGUCUUAUUAGUCAUUUUCCUGUAACCAGAAAGGUACACCUAAUAAAAGAUGUUUAUUCUAUUAUUAUUAUAACAUUAUUUUUAUUUAAUUAUUAUUUUUUUAACUCACCACUAAUUCAAUUAGGGUUCCUUUGCACUCCAGAUUAAAGUCACAGAUAACUUAUUACUGACACCUCUCCACCUAUCUCCUAUGAUUUGUAGCCCCCUUCAACCCAAAAGAUUCUGUUGAGUAAACCUUCUUGUGAUGAAAUGUUAAUUGAUGAUGUAACUCGUCAAGGUAUAAGGUUUUGCUAAACAGUUGGAGUGUUGGUCAAAGGUGUAGUUUGACCCACAUUUUAACUUCAUGGAGGCUUAGAACUGAAUGUAAUCUUUUCAAAUGUACCUUGAUGAUCAAAAUGAACCAUUUCCAAUGUGUUAUUAAGGUCUUCUGAUGGGGUACAUAAGACUCGAUAUGACUACUAGCAAGUCUCUGGUAGCAGCUCAUACACUUUUCUGGUUUCUAAAAUUAUUUUCCUUGGUGUAAUAUCAUCAUCCGGACAUUUUUGCUUUCAUGUUUUUUUCUACUUUCGACUAUGUAUGUAUGUAAAUAAAACAGCAGUUGCAAUAUCUGCACUUACAUUUUUCUUUUUCAAGAGGAGCUGCUACUAGGCCUUUGCCUUGACCACAUGCUGUGUUGUGGUGUAGAUUUGAGCUGUACUCUCUGAUUGCUGAAGCACGGUACUGUCAGCCAUGUGCUGACACACCCUUAAUGUACAGAGCACUGUUACAACAUCCUGUAUCCUCCCUUAAAAGAAACUGUUGUAUUUCCCUCCUUAUAUGUAAGUACUAAAGAAAAAAACAAUGCAUAAA
This is a messenger RNA of Carassius gibelio (silver crucian carp), 6977 nucleotides long. RefSeq names its product transmembrane protein 132E. NCBI's taxonomy places the organism in Eukaryota, Metazoa, Chordata, Actinopteri, Cypriniformes, Cyprinidae. Bases 1122 to 4343 code for a protein of 1073 amino acids. The record is from RefSeq and is a predicted model, not a curated record. The transcript is spliced from 10 exons.